This is a messenger RNA of Phymastichus coffea, 2274 nucleotides long. It is a transcript of the gene Gcat, whose product is annotated as 2-amino-3-ketobutyrate coenzyme A ligase, mitochondrial. The record is from RefSeq and is a predicted model, not a curated record. Gene Ontology annotation, biological process: biosynthetic process; L-threonine catabolic process. Lineage: Eukaryota; Metazoa; Arthropoda; Insecta; Hymenoptera; Eulophidae. Bases 175 to 1410 code for a protein of 411 amino acids. The transcript is spliced from 6 exons. Gene Ontology annotation, molecular function: pyridoxal phosphate binding; glycine C-acetyltransferase activity.
AGAGAGAGUGAGGGAGAGAGAAAGAGAGAGAGCUUAAUUUUGUUCCUAGUGCCGGCGCGUCGCGCUGUACAAGGUCGCCAUGCGGUCCAACCGGUUCUAGCGGGGUCUGCGAUCACGCACACGCCCAGCUGCCGAGCGCCUUCAGUUUGUUUCACGCAGUCGACGGGGACAAACAUGAAUUGCGCUCUCGUUCAAGUCAAGCGAUGCGUCGGCAGGCGUGGCGCGAGCUCGCUGGCAGCGGUCUUGCAGCCGGAGUUGGAGUCCAUCAGGGAGGCGGGCACGUGGAAGAACGAGAGGAUCAUUGCCUCGGCCCAGAGGACCGAAAUCGUGCUCGCCGACGGCAAGCGCGUUCUCAAUUUCUGCGCCAAUAAUUACUUGGGUUUGUCGGACAACCAGCAGAUAGUGACGGCGGCCAAGGCUGCCCUGGACAAGUACGGCGCGGGACUGAGCUCCGUGCGCUUCAUCUGCGGCACGCAGGACAUACACCGCGAGCUGGAGCACAAGCUGGCGGCCUUCCACGGGCGCGAGGACGCGAUCGUGUACGCGUCGUGCUUCGACGCCAACGCCGGCAUCUUCGAGACGCUGCUGACGGCCGAGGACGCGGUGCUCAGCGACGAGCUCAACCACGCGUCCAUCAUCGACGGCAUCCGGCUGUGCAAGGCCAAGAAGCUGCGAUACAAGCACCGCGACGUGGGCGACCUGGAGGCGAAGCUGGCGGAGAGCGCCGGCUGCCGGCUGCGCCUCAUCGCCACUGACGGCGUGUUCUCCAUGGACGGCACCGUGGCGCCGCUGGCUGGCAUCGUCGAGCUGGCGAGCAAACACGGCGCGCUGACCUUCGUCGACGACUGCCACGCCACCGGGUUCUUCGGCAAGACCGGCCGGGGCACGGAGGAGUAUUUCGGCCUGCUGGGCAAGGUGGACAUCAUCAACUCGACCCUGGGCAAGGCUCUGGGCGGCGCGGCUGGCGGCUACACCGCCAGCAGCAAGCCGCUGAUCGACCUACUGCGCCAGCGGAGCCGGCCCUACUUGUUCUCCAACUCGCUGCCACCGCCGGUCGUUGCCACCGGCAUCAGGGUGAUCGACCUCAUCGCCGGCAACACCAAUCUGCUCAACAUCCUCGAGCGCAACACGCAGCACUUCCGCCAGGAGAUGACCCGCGCCGGCUUCAAGAUCGCCGGCGACAGUCAUCCCAUCUGCCCCGUCAUGCUGUGGGAUGCCAAGCUCGCCAGCACAUUCGCCGACAAGAUGCUCGAUAAGGGCAUAUACGUCAUCGGAUUCAGCUACCCGGUAGUGCCCAAGGACAAGGCGAGGAUCCGCGUGCAGAUCAGCGCCGCGCACACCACAGAGGAGAUCGACAGGGCGAUCAAUGCUUUCGUCGACAUUGGCAAGGAGCUCGGAGUUGUGGGAUGAAGACGUUCCAGUUUAUGAGCUUUCGAUCGAGAGAUUCACUCGCUCUCCUUUUAAUUUUUCUUUUAGAAUUUGAAAUGCAAGCGCGCUGACGACUGGAAGUAUAUACAGCGGAAAUAUGUUAUUGUUAAGAGAGGUUCUUUUAAGAUUUCGCGAUGAAUAAAUAAACGAACAGAUUUUCAAAUGUUACUACAUACUUCGAUCUUUACGAUUUGCGCUUGUAUCUUUUCUUGCAUAUUUUCUGUUCGAAAUUUGAAAUGUUGAACAGUUAUUCGGUGUUGUUCUAUUUCUAUCCAUACGCUUCUUCUUCCCGUUGUGUACCUGCGUUUUACUAUUUUCAUAAGAUGUUUGCUUAUAGCAUUGUACUAAUGCGUGCAUAAGAUAAUCUUAUAUUUUAUUUGUGGCUGAAUUUUCAAACAAUUUUUUUCGUCACGUACGAAUCCAGCUAUUUUCUUUUAGUCUUCAAUGAGCCACUUCAAAAUCUUCACAAAAGGAAAAGCUCUGCUUGCCUCAUCUUUUAUGUUACUCAUUUUUUCAUUAUCAUUGUCUUCAGGGGUUACAUCUUGCGAAGUUCCCGUAUUUUUAAUGAUUAUCGCUGUGGUGCUUUGCAUCAAGUUAGUGCUGACACUCCUCGGUCACCAGAAGCUAAGCUCGAAGUGCAGCCGCCUGGCUACCGCCUCAACUUUCGGUGCUACGCUGAGCGAGCUUUCUUCCCUGCUAUGCAGUCGCAAGAUUUCCGAAUACCAUCAAACACUGUUCAGCUCACUUUUUCUCUCUACUUCUGUAUCGCUUAAUGACGUUUCUGUCUCGCGAUUUGUUGAGAUUCUAAACCGUUUGUACAUGUUAAAUAAAGUUUGUGAUAUAAGA